Messenger RNA from Bathycoccus prasinos, 954 nucleotides. RefSeq lists its product with no specific name. Bases 1 to 954 code for a protein of 317 amino acids. The transcript has a single exon. Lineage: Eukaryota; Viridiplantae; Chlorophyta; Mamiellophyceae; Mamiellales; Bathycoccaceae. The record is from RefSeq and is a predicted model, not a curated record.
AUGCCGAGGAGCCGCUGCUUCUUUCUCCUCUUCUCUCUUCUUCUUAGCAGUGUAGUGAUGAUGAAAACGACCGAGGCGGUGGAAGAGUUUGAAACCGAGAAGGAGAUGCUCGAUUUCAUAGAUGAUAACAGCGAGGAUUCCUUAGCCGUCAUCUCCUUGUUCCGACCGGACAACGAACACGAAAAGUUCGAAAUUGUCUAUUCCGACGUCGAGGAAACGUUUCACGCGUACGGCCACGAGGACGUUAUUUUCGCAAGAGCAAACAAGCUCAAAGGAGAUAAAGAUACCAUGCCUAAAACGUACGUCUUAAAGCCACAAUACAGGGAAAGCAAGGAUGCAAUGGUUAUGAACAUGACGACGAACCCGGCGUACGACGUGAAGGCGGUGGUAAACUUUGUCUUUUACGCCAUGAUUCCGCCGUACGCCAGGUGGCCUCCUUUUCCCAAGUCUCGAGGUACCGAAGAUGAAGUGCAAAGAGCAAAUUUACACGCGAAGAACGACAUGCCCAAAGUGUUCGUACUGACGAAACCAGAAACUGCCAUCGACAACGGCGUCGUCUUACACGAGGUCUUGACCCAAGUCGGACAAUCACUCGUCGGCGUGAUGGUUGUCAUUCAGCUUUCCGUGAAGGAUAAAUCCUUCUUGCGCGCAGCAGUAUACGAGGGAGAGGAAGAUCAAAUAAUGGAAUCGUUGGAGAAGAACGAUUUCGUUCUAGUAGGAUACGAUAGGCUAACGAAUGUAAGAGAUUCGGUAGUUUUUACAGACAUGGACGCGUUGAGCUACGAGUCCAUGGUGAACUUUUGUAUGAGGUUCGCGACGAAAGUAGGAGGUGACUUGUUGGAAGGGAACCGCUCUCCGUUCCCGCUGAAAAGGAGUAAAAAUAGAAGAAGUAAAAACACAAUCGGUUUAGGAAAGCAUCGCGGGCACAACGCUGAAGACUUAGAAGAAUUAUGA